Molecule: messenger RNA, 3970 nt
Organism: Ictidomys tridecemlineatus (thirteen-lined ground squirrel)
Lineage: Eukaryota; Metazoa; Chordata; Mammalia; Rodentia; Sciuridae
Gene: Brap
Product: BRCA1-associated protein
Biological process (GO): protein ubiquitination; Ras protein signal transduction
Cellular component (GO): cytoplasm
Molecular function (GO): zinc ion binding; ubiquitin protein ligase activity; nucleic acid binding
Source: RefSeq, a predicted model, not a curated record
UCCAAAGGCUGCGCGAGGGACUGGUGCUGCUGAGGCAGCGGCGGCGCUGCCGGCCCCGGGCCGCUCGGCCUCUCCGUUCGCCUCCCAGCCUGGUCUGAGCCCGCCGGAGCUCUCGCCGGCCAGCGCCUGCCCUAUGAGUGUGUCACUGGUUGUCAUCCGACUGGAGCUCGCGGAACACUCGGCCGUUCCCGCUGGCUUCGGCUUCAGCGCCGCGGCUGGGGAAAUGUCUAAUGAGGAGAUCAAAAAGAAGACACUUGCUUCAGCUGUUGCCUGUUUAGAAGGGAAGUCACCAGGGGAAAAAGCAACAAUCAUUCAUCAGCACCUUGGCCGUCGGGAAAUGACAGAUGUAAUCAUUGAGACCAUGAAGUCCAACCCAGAUGAGGUAAAAGAUGCAAUGGAAGAAAAGAAGUCUUCAGAAGCAUCCCUCACUGUGCAGAGAAGUAGAGAUCAAAGUAAAGAUUGCAUAAAUGCAGCUCCUGAUUCUCCAUCCAAACAGCUUCCAGACCAGAUUUCAUUCUUCAGUGGAAAUCCUUCUGUUGAAAUAGUUCAUGGGAUUAUGCACCUAUAUAAGACAAAUAAGAUGACCUCCUUAAAAGAAGAUGUGAGGCGCAGUGCCAUGCUGUGUAUUCUCACAGUCCCUGCUACAAUGACCAGUCAUGACCUUAUGAAGUUUGUCGCCCCAUUUAAUGAAGUAAUUGAACAAAUGAAAAUCAUCAGAGACUCUACUCCAAAUCAAUAUAUGGUGCUGAUAAAGUUUAGUGCACAGGCUGAUGCAGAUAGUUUUUAUAUGGCAUGCAAUGGUCGUCAGUUCAACUCAAUCGAAGAUGAUGUUUGCCAACUGGUCUAUGUGGAAAGGGCUGAAGUGCUGAAAUCUGAAGAUGGUGCCAGCCUCCCUGUGAUGGACCUGACUGAGCUCCCCAAGUGCACGGUGUGUCUGGAACGUAUGGACGAGUCUGUGAAUGGCAUCCUCACCACCUUAUGCAACCACAGCUUCCACAGCCAAUGUCUGCAGCGCUGGGACGACACGACGUGUCCUGUUUGCCGGUACUGUCAAACACCAGAGCCAGUAGAAGAAAAUAAGUGUUUUGAGUGUGGUGUUCAGGAAAAUUUAUGGAUUUGUUUAAUUUGCGGGCACAUAGGAUGUGGGCGAUAUGUCAGUCGACAUGCUUAUAAGCACUUUGAAGAGACACAGCACACAUAUGCCAUGCAGCUCACUAACCAUCGAGUCUGGGACUAUGCUGGAGAUAAUUAUGUCCAUCGACUGGUUGCAAGUAAAACAGAUGGAAAAAUAGUACAGUAUGAAUGUGAGGGUGACACUUGCCAGGAGGAGAAAAUAGAUGCUUUACAGUUAGAGUAUUCAUAUUUACUAACAAGCCAGCUGGAAUCUCAGCGAAUCUAUUGGGAAAACAAGAUAGUGCGGAUAGAGAAGGACACAGCAGAGGAAAUUAACAACAUGAAGACCAAAUUUAAAGAAACGAUUGAGAAGUGUGAUAAUCUGGAGCACAGACUCAAUGAUCUCCUGAAAGAAAAGCAGUCUGUGGAAAGGAAGUGCACUCAGCUAAACACGAAAGUGGCCAAACUCACAACUGAGCUCCAGGAGGAGCAGGAAAUGAAUAAGUGUUUGCGGGCCAACCAGGUCCUCCUGCAGAACAAGCUAAAGGAGGAGGAAAGGUUGUUGAAGGAGACCUGUGACCAAAAAGACCUUCAGAUCACCGAGAUCCAGGAGCAGCUACGUGAUGUCAUGUUCUACCUUGAGACUCAGCAGCAGAUCAGCCAUCUACCUGCUGAGACCCGGCAGGAAAUACAGGAAGGACAGAUCAACAUUGCCAUGGCCUCCACCUCCAGCCCCUCCUCUUCAGGGGGCAGUGGGAAGCUGCCCUCCAGGAAGGGUCGAAGCAAGAGGGGCAAGUGAUCUUCAGAAAAACAACAUCCCUGAGACUGUUCUCCCUGGCACUGAAGGGUGUGCUGGGACUUUUGGCUAAAUGGGAGGGUGGGCCCUAAUAAGUACAAGUAAGGAUCAAGCCACAGUCGUUUGGAUCUUUCAUUUGCUAGUGUGGCAUAGUGAAUGUAGAGGGUGCUAAGAGAGCAGAUGCACCUGAACAGUGUUUUCAAAGGUGGGUAAGAGUUCACUAACCUCAGAAGUUCUAAUGACCAUUUUGCCUUCCUGCUUGGUAGAUGCCCCAACUCUGCUGUGCAUUUUUCCGUUGUAUUUAUUGAGUUGGAGUAUUUGAUGUUUAGCUGUAGGGUAGUUUUAAGAUGUGAAAUUUUUUCAUAACCUCAAAGGUAAUGUUACCUAGCGCUAAACCUCCCAGAGCUGAUAGCAGUUGCUUUAAAGGCAGGCUCCCAUUGGCUACUGAGGGGUUAGGAAAAAUCCCUAGCUCCAGCCUCAUAUCAUUGCCAUCCCUCCCUUCCUCUGGGGAGUUGAAGAAUUGUUUGAAUGUUAUAUGAAGAUGGGCUGGGUUGUAAGCCAGGUAGUGGCUUGUCAGCAGCAGCCAUCUCUUCUUGCCCUACAGCUAGCCAGGAAAAACAACCCAGGACAGAUUGAGUAGACAUAGUGUAGGAAAAAUGAUGGCAGUUCCACUUAGUUUAUUUCUGGUGACUCCACACAUCAUUAUAAGAAAUAAUAAGAAAGAGGCUUAAUGAGUAUUCAAGAUCUAAAUCUCAGAGUGGAUUUCCUAGUAUCUAGCAAGAAUAAGAGAGGAGAUUUAUCAUCCAUGUGAAAACAUAGAAUGAAGCCUCUGACUAGCUAAUUGUGUAUUUUGCUGGGAUCAGUAUUUUCUGAAAGUUUACAAAAGAUCCGAAUUCAUGUUCAGGUUGCAGCUAGAGGGAGCUUGGGCAGAUUUUCAAUUAUGCUUUCAAGAUAUAACCAAAGGCUGUUACUAAAUCCUAAAAUUUGAAUUUCAACAGAGCCCCCUUUAAAACAGUCAUGUAAUGCUUGUUAUGGACUAAAGAGGGGUUAUGUACUUUCUCUAGAACCAGAAACAAGAUAAUUCGUGACAUGCCAUAAUUGAGUGAAACUGAAGCGAGACCCGUGUUGGAAUUUAGCUUCUAGAAGAGGGAGCUGGACAUGUUAACAAGGCAUACUGUUAAAUGAUGGGUUUUGUUUCCUGCUUUAUAAUUAGCCAAAGGUUUUAAAUUGUCACAUUGCAUAAUUAUUUUUUAGGCUGUGAUUGGGCUUCAUCCCCUUUGACUUAAAUGGUCCUAGGUGUUGUUAAUACAUCAGCUGUGUUGCUAAUCACCAUCCAUUUUGGGGGAUAUGCUGCAGCAUUCCCUCUUCCCCCCUCCCCCAAAAAAAAAAAAAAAAAAAAAACCUUAACUGUAACUUUGCAAAAUGAAUGUACUUAGUCAAACAUUCUUAAUUUUUACUUAGGGCAGACCAAUGCUAAUGCUAUAAGUCCUUCUUGGACUUUAAUUAAUAUACAAAUAUCUUAAAGCAAGAGUGGGAAUGUAAAGCAUAACCGAAUUGUCUUUCCUAUAGAGAUUCUAUUUUAUUUAAAAUCUAUUUUUACACUAGUUAGAAUCCUGCUGUUUUGGCCAAGUACUUGUCUUGCAUGUCUGACCUUGCAGAAGCUGGGGUGGAUUGUAGCAUACUAAUUAAGAAGUAGUUUACAAAGCUUGCUCCUCAUUUCAUUAUGAUCGCCUCCAUCACGCGGCCCAGCCUCCAGCUGGGAGAGCUGCGGUUUUCAGCACAGGUGGGACAAAUGCUCUGGAAGGCUGUGCCAGAGGAAUGAGCAAACAGGCAAAGGUCCCCAAACUACUUGAAGGUUUAAAAGAAAUGUUCCAGGGUAGGGGGGAAUCUUAUCAAGAUAUGUAAAGAAAAUGUUAUUUUAAAAGAAGGUCGAAGAGUAAUGACAAUUAGAUAAGACAGGAGCUGUUAGUGUUCUCUUCAGGGUGGAAAUGAACCACUUAAUUUACCUUAAUACUACCUUGAACAGUGAAAUUGCAUUAAAAUAACCAAACUUUGAAAUUA